Messenger RNA from Austrofundulus limnaeus, 4416 nucleotides. RefSeq names its product 1-phosphatidylinositol 4,5-bisphosphate phosphodiesterase eta-2. Lineage: Eukaryota; Metazoa; Chordata; Actinopteri; Cyprinodontiformes; Rivulidae. The transcript has 21 exons. Gene Ontology annotation, biological process: phosphatidylinositol metabolic process; release of sequestered calcium ion into cytosol; phosphatidylinositol-mediated signaling. Gene Ontology annotation, molecular function: phosphatidylinositol-4,5-bisphosphate phospholipase C activity; calcium ion binding. The record is from RefSeq and is a predicted model, not a curated record. Bases 244 to 4167 code for a protein of 1307 amino acids.
UCAAACAAGUUGCACACUUCCUCACUGAGAGCCUUCUGUGAGCACGGCAAUAAAGUAAAGUCAGGCCUGAUUGGAUGAUUGGACUCAAGAGGACAGAGAAUGGACCUUCAGGGCGAGAAGAUGGUUCUGAUGCGGGAAGGUUUUGAUGACAACACGAGGAUUUGAUGAUACUGAGACAAGCUGUGAAACUUUUCUGAGGUGCCCAGCAGAGCGAGGCAGAAGGUGGGUGUUCACGUUGAGUGAAUGGGACAGGAGAGCUGGAGCCAAAUGAACGGGUCAGGGAUGAGCAUCAGCCCAGCAAUGGCACCACAGUCUCAGGGGCCGAGCAGCAGUCCACCAGCAUCCUCCAUCUCUCCUAAGAAGACCACCUUUCAGUCUUUGGGAUCUAUUCCAUCUGGGAUGUUUUCCCCUUCAUUGCCUAAGCGGCCCCUCGGUGAGGCCAAGCAGGCCUCAGGACCCCUGAAUUCACCCUCCCACUCCAUUAUGAGCUCGCCAAAGCUUUGGCAGAAAGCAUCCGUCUCCAGACUGGCAGAGGAGUUUUUCUGGAUUGGUGGCAGCAUAGUUGCACAGCCCAAAUGGAGACUGGGUCAGAUAGUGGAGAGAUGUAUGUGCACCAUGCAGACCGGCACUCAGAUGACCAAGCUGAAGGGGAAGAAAAAAGGACUGGUCCGCUUUUUUUACCUGGAUGAGCACAAGUCCUGCAUCCGCUGGCGGCCUUCCAAAAAGCACGACAAAGCCAAAAUUUCUAUUGAUUCCAUCCACGAAGUUUGUGAGGGGAAAAAGUCUGAGAUCUUCAGACGGUACGCAGAAAAUCGUUUCAACCCAAACUGUUGCUUCAGUAUUUAUUAUGGAGCUCGAGUGAAGUCCCUGGACCUGGUCUCCACCAACGCAGAGGACGCUCGCACCUGGAUCACUGGGCUGAAGUACCUGAUGGCUGGAAUCAGUGAUGAAGACAGUUUGGCCCGCAGGCAGCGCACCCGUGACCAGUGGUUACGGCAGACUUUCUCUGAGGCUGACAAAAACGGAGAUGGCACCUUGAGCAUCGGAGAGGUUCACCAGCUGCUCCACAAACUCAAUGUGAAUUUACCCAAACAGAAAGUCAGAGACAUGUUUCAAGAAGCAGACACGGAUGAGAUUCAGGGCUCUCUGACCUUUGAUGAAUUCUGCUCCUUCUAUAAGAUGAUUUCCACCCGCAGAGACCUCUACCUGAUUUUGAUCUCCUACAGCAAUCAGAAAGAAGUACUGGAUCUCCAGGACCUUGCACGCUUUCUGGAAAAUGAGCAAAAGAUGCGAAAUCUGACCAGGGAGCAUCUAAUUGACAUUGUUGCCAAGUUUGAGCCAUGUCCUGAGAACCUUCAACGCAUGGUGCUGGGUAUUGAUGGUUUCACCAACUACAUGAGAAGUCCUGCUGGGGAUAUUUUCAACCCUGAGCACAACCAGGUCAACCAGGACAUGACGCAGCCUCUCUGUAAUUACUUUAUUGCUACAUCUCACAACACCUACCUGACUGGAGACCAGCUGCUUUCUCAGUCACGGGUGGAAAUGUAUGCUUAUGUUCUGCAGGCAGGCUGUCGCUGUGUGGAGGUGGACUGCUGGGAUGGACCAGACGGAGAACCCAUCAUCCAUCAUGGCUACACGUUGACGUCCAAAAUUCUCUUCAAAGACGUUGUCGAAACAAUCAACAAAUACGCCUUCACAAAGUCACAGUACCCAGUGAUCUUGUCGAUAGAGAACCACUGCACUGUGCCUCAGCAGAAAAAGAUGGCCGAGUAUCUGAAAGAGGUGCUGCAGGACAAGUUGGACCUGUCCAGUGUCGAUGUGCACGAAUGCAAGAAGCUGCCUUCGCCUGAGAUCCUGAAAGGGAAGAUUUUGGUCAAGGGAAAGAAACUGCCUGCAAACCUUGAUCCUGAUGCAGAGGAGGGUGAUGUGUCUGAUGAAGACACUGGAGAUGAGGAGGAAGAGGAGGACAUUGAAGACAACAACCAACAGGAAGGGGAUAAUGUCGUGCCAUUGCCUGCGCCCAAAAAGAAAAGACGAUUCGGCAGAUCAAUUAUGAGGAGUUUCAAAAGAAAGAGGAAAAGGAGAACACGGAUGAAGAACAAGGCCCUGUCUGAUGGUGACUCUGACUACAGUGGCAGCCGGGAGAGGACUCAAAUUGUUUACCACCCCAAAAAAAGGAAAACAAUGAGACUGUCUAGAGCACUGUCUGACCUGGUCAAGUACACAAAGUCUGUUCGUAUACAUGAGAUAGAAACACAAGGCUUUGCGAGCAGCUGGCAGGUGUCAUCUCUAAAUGAGACCGUAAUGAACCAGAUUUUACAGCUGAAACCGAGUGAGUUGGUGCGUUUGAACCAGCGCCAGCUUCUGAGAGUCUAUCCGUCAAACUUCAGAGUGGAUUCUAGCAACUUCAACCCACAGAUGUACUGGAAUGCAGGAUGCCAUAUGGUUGCAAUGAAUUACCAAACAGAAGGUCCUAUGCUUGAAUUGUACCGGGCCAAGUUCUCAAGCAAUGGAAACUGUGGCUACAUUCUGAGGCCUAAGUUCAUAUGUAAAGGUGCCUUUAACCCAUUGCAGGAGGAUCCUCUACCAGGACACAAAAAAACUCAGCUGAUUCUGAAGAUUAUUAGUGGGCAGCAGCUUCCCAAACCCAAAGACUCCAUGUUUGGAGACAGAGGAGAGAUAAUUGAUCCSUUUGUUGAAGUUGAGAUUGUUGGCCUGCCUGUUGAUUGUUCCAAGCAGCAGACCMGAGUAGUGGAUGACAAUGGUUUUAACCCAAUGUGGGAGGAGACCCUUGUCUUCAACAUUCAAAUGCCACAAAUAGCCCUUGUGAGAUUCCAAGUGUGGGAUCACGAUCCGAUUGGACGAGAUUUUAUUGGACAGAGGACUGUGGCUUUCAACAGCAUGAUGCCAGGUUAUCGACACGUCUACUUGGAUGGAAUGACAGAAGCAUCCAUCUUUGUUCACGUUGCUAUUAAUGAUCUGCCAGGAAAGAUGAAACCUGCUAAUGCCGUGCAAGCAGCCAGAAAACACAUCCAAAAAGCAGCUCAGAAGCAUAUGAAGGGCCACCAAAGACGUCCAUCACUAGAAGUCUCUGUCCAGUCCUCAGAGGAUGGACGUUCUCUGUUCUUCCACAAGGAUGUGGACAGCAUGUCACAGGACAGUAAGAAUGGGGAAAUGUCUUUGGUGGCACAAGGGCCAGCAGCCAGAGCUGCUGUCCACAGAGGAGCCAUGAGCGAGCCAGUGAGACGAGCUCACAGGGUUAAGAUUCAUGAACCGCCAGAGACGAGGAGAGGCCUCUUCAGCCGGAUGUCCUCCACUGACUCGAACCACGGCGGGGCGGCUCCCUGCAUGAAAGAGGAAAACUUUGACCCCGACACCCCUUCCCAGCUCCCUCAUWCUGAGAAUCCUGCUCCCGACAGCCAGAAUCAAAUGGAUCAAAAGGUUUUGGGAAAUGAACCAUCACAGUUGAACUGUACUGAGCUGCAGAUGGGAAAAGGGUUCAAACCACAACAGAUACCAGAGGAAGCAGAAGCAGAGCCAGAUGAGGAGGUUUUUAGUGAACUUGAACAGCCUGAAGCUCAGAGCCAGACCGAUUCUGUCCUCCAGUCUCAGCUGGUGCCACCGUCUGAAGCCAAACUUGUAAUGCUUAUUCCCCCACCGACCCCUGCCAGGGUCAGGCGGGCCUUAGAGGCCCCUCCACACACCACUCACUUCCUACCACAAUUUGAAGCCAAACCCUCAACACUCAUCCCCCCAUCAUCACCUGCCAGAGUCAGACGGACUUUAGAAGCCCCUCCUCACGUCUUACCGUCCACCCCGAUACGGACCAAAGCCCGCUCGUGCAGUUGCCCCAGAAAGCAGAUCACGUCGCCACAGACACCAGCGGUGAAUCGCAAACCUGCCUUCCACUGGCAGACACAGCGAGAACAGAACUGCAGCACCAGAGUGAGACGCAUCCCCAACGGCCUCUGCCUGUCUGACAGCACAUCCAGCUCUGGCGACGGCAGCACCGACAGCCUGGAGUUUGUUCCUGCCUGCACGCCGGCCGGGCCAGAGCAACGAGAGGGCACCCUGCAGAGGGAGAUGAAGGCCCUGUUUGACCAGAAGAUGAGAGACAUCCGCUGUAAAUCACCACUUUUUCUAGACGACUUCAGCUUUGAUUCGUAAUACCAAGGCCCUUCAGAAGAGGAAGGAAAUUAAAACACAUUCAAAGGAAGAGGCGGGGGAUAAAGAAGGGAGUAAAUCAGAAACAGUUUAUUUAUUGUUUAGCACAGCUGGAAUGUUUACAGUCAAUAUUUGAAACUCAUAAAAUGAUUUGAUGCUGCUGCCAACUGUACAAAGAGCUUUAGGGAAAAUUAACAUUUUAGUAGAUGACUAAAAAUAUGAGAUUUUUUGUCUUUUUUUUCAGAUAUGAAA